Messenger RNA from Magnusiomyces paraingens, 2979 nucleotides. RefSeq lists its product as uncharacterized. Gene Ontology annotation, molecular function: U5 snRNA binding; GTP binding; translation elongation factor activity. Gene Ontology annotation, biological process: mRNA splicing, via spliceosome. NCBI's taxonomy places the organism in Eukaryota, Fungi, Ascomycota, Dipodascomycetes, Dipodascales, Dipodascaceae. Bases 1 to 2979 code for a protein of 992 amino acids. Gene Ontology annotation, cellular component: U2-type catalytic step 2 spliceosome; cytosol; U4/U6 x U5 tri-snRNP complex. The transcript is spliced from 4 exons. The record is from RefSeq and is a predicted model, not a curated record.
AUGGACGAAGAUCUUUAUGACGAGUUUGGCAAUUAUAUUGGACCCGCUGAAGACGAAGACGACGAGCAGGUCCAAGAGUCCUAUGUGGGCAACUCUGACCAUGCUGAUGACGAAUAUCGCCACCAAACCCCUGAUCAAGGUCUUGAAGAAUCAGAUAACAUUGAACAAGAAGAAAAUAAUGAACCCUCGAUGGCGGUGGUAUUACACGAGGAUAAGCGAUAUUAUCCUACAACUGAGGAGGUAUAUGGCGAAGGCGUAGAAACUCUUCUACAAGAGCAUGAUGCUCAAGAUCUUUCAGAACCCAUAAUUGCCCCUAUAAAUACAACUACCUAUAUUCGCGAAGAGAAAAACGCACCAGAAAUUAAAUACUCUUGGGAAUGGCAAGCGAGUUUAAUGAACCUUCCUGAUCAUAUACGAAAUGUGGCGCUUGUUGGAAAUAUUCAUCACGGAAAAACGUCGUUCCUAGAUUUACUAAUCAACGAAACACAUGUUCUUCCUGUCAGAGACCGGUCAAAGCAAAAUGAACAGUUAAGAUACACUGACACACAUGUAUUGGAACAGGAGCGUGGCGUAACUAUCAAGGUCUCACCAAUGUCUCUGGUUUUGAAAAAUUCCAAAGGAAAGUCUUUUCUAGUAAAUGUUAUGGAUACCCCUGGCCAUUCGAAUUUUUUAGAUGAGGUUUCCGUUGCUUCUCGUUAUGUCGAUGGUUUUGUUCUUGUUGUUGACGUUCUUGAAGGCUUAUUGACUUCUACUGAACAAAUAAUUUCUCAUGCUAUUCGGGAAGGUCUGCCUCUUAUUUUAGUCGUCAACAAAAUUGAUCGUUUAAUUUUAGAACUAAAAUUACCUCCUAACGAAGCCUUUUACAAAAUUCGCUAUUGCAUUGACCAGGUUAAUAAUUUCAUAAACAAAGUUUCGCCUUUUAAAAACGGCAAAUAUUCUCCAUUAUCACCUAUUACCGGAAAUGUUGUUUUUGCUUCAUCAACAUGCAAUUUUAUGUUUUCACUUUACACUUUUGCAUUAAAAUACAAGGAAAAUUCACCAGAAAUAGACGCAAAAGCAUUUGCAAAAAGACUUUGGGGUGAUAUAUUUUAUAACAGGGUGACUCGCAAAUUUACCAAAAAUCACCAAGCGAAAGAUUCUAAAAGGUCUUUUGAGCAUUUUAUUCUUGAACCUCUUUACAAAAUAUUUACCCACACCUUAGAAGAAGAAAAGGAAGGAUUAGAAGAGACCCUUGCAAAGCUUAAUAUUUCAUUAAAACCAGCAACAUAUCGAUUAGAUGUUAAGCCUCUUCUCCAAACAAUAUGCUCCUUGUUUUUUGGAGAUUCUUCAGCAUUUGUUAACGCAUUGUGCGAACACAUUCCAGCUCCAUCUCAAGGUGGUUCUUCAAGAAUUGUCCAAAAUUAUUAUACAGGCCCAAAAGAUGGAAUAGAAAUUGAAGCUAUGGAAAAAAGUGAUUCAGAGGGACCAUUAGUGGUUCAUAUUGCCAAAUUAAUCAGUACACCUAAUGCUUCUGGAUUUUAUGCUUUGGGUAGAGUCAUGAGUGGUACGUUAAACAAGGGUGUACCUGUAUCUGUUCUGGGCGAAAACUAUUCUUCUUACGAUACAGAGGAUAUGCAAGAAUGUGUUGUAUCUGAUUUAUGGAUUUAUCAGUCAAGAUAUAAAGUUCCUGUUGAUGGUGUCCCUGCUGGAAACUGGGCUUUAAUUGGUGGAGUCGAUCCUUCAAUAGUCAAAGUUGCAACUAUUUUCAUGACCAAUCAGUUCCCCGAAGAGGGAAUGCAUAUAUUUAGUCCCAUUAAAUAUAUCGGUCAACCCGUUUUUAAAGUUGCGGUCGAACCCUUUAAUCCUUCUGAACUUCCAAAAUUGUUAGACGGGUUGAGAAACAUUCGCAAAAGUUACAGUGUUGUCCAAACUAAGGCAGAAGAAUCAGGAGAGCAUGUUAUUAUUGGAACGGGAGAGUUAUAUAUGGAUUGUAUUCUUUACGAUUUACGAAAUCUUCAUACUAAUAUCCAAAUUAAAGUAUCAGAUCCUGUUGCCAAGUUUGCUGAAACUUGCUUAGAAACUUCUGCUAUUCGGGCAUAUACUGAGACACCCAACAAGCAUAAUAAAAUAACUGUUAUUGCUGAACCGUUAGAUCCAGAUAUUGCUGCUGAUAUAGAAAAGGGCAUUGUUCAAAUGGCUGGUGCAAAUGGUUGGACAUCUAAAAAAGUUGCGAAAUUUUUUCAAGAAAAAUAUAAUUGGGACGCUAUGUCUGCACUUUCAAUUUGGGAUUUUGGACCGGAAUCUGCAAAAGAAAACAUUUUGCAAGAUGACACACUUCCUGAUGAAGUUGACAAGAAGGCUAUGAAAGCCAUCCGUGAAUCUGUCAAGCAAGGCUUCAAAUGGGCUAUGAGAGAUGGCCCAUUAUGUGAUGAACCGAUUCUUAACGUUAAGUUUAAAAUUAUAGAGGCCGAACUUUCAGAAGACCCCAGUCAGAGAAAUAGCAGUCAAAUAAUAUCUACUGCUCGUCGAGCGUGCUAUUCUGCCUUUUUAUUGGCAUCGCCUCGACUAAUGGAACCUCUCUAUUUUUUCGAGAUUAUCGUUAAUUACGAUUCCGUCAAUUUUAUUAAGUCAAUUGUCGAUCGACGUCGUGGUCAUGUGGAUAUGGAUAAGCCAAUUUCGGGAACCCCAUUAAGAAUAAUUACUGGUGAUAUUCCAGUUAUUGAUAGCGUGGGAUUUGAGACUGAUAUCAGAGUGGUCACUCAGGGAAGUGCUUUUAUUAGCGCUCUUGUAUUUUACAAAUGGAGUAUUGUUCCAGGAGAUCCUUUAGAUAAGUCACAAAUUUUCAGACCAUUAGAGGUGUCUCCUACGUUUGCCAUGGCACGGGAAUUUGUAGUCAAGACUAGACGCAGAAAGGGUUUGAGUGAUGAACCAACUAUCACAAAAUACCUUGAUGAAUCUCUUCUGGAAUCACUAAAAGAAACAGGUCUUUUAGAUGAGUAA